Molecule: messenger RNA, 1257 nt
Organism: Saccharomyces eubayanus
Lineage: Eukaryota; Fungi; Ascomycota; Saccharomycetes; Saccharomycetales; Saccharomycetaceae
Gene: LAC1
Product: sphingosine N-acyltransferase LAC1
Exons: 1
Coding region: 1-1257 (418 amino acids)
Biological process (GO): ceramide biosynthetic process
Cellular component (GO): membrane
Molecular function (GO): sphingosine N-acyltransferase activity
Source: RefSeq, a predicted model, not a curated record
AUGUCGAAUUUAAUGCAAAAAUCCUCGAACAAUAACCUGAAAGUAAGGUCCAGACCAAGACGUAAGUCUUCCAUAGGGAAGAUCGAUCUGGGGGACACCGUGCCUAGUUUGGGUACGAUGUUCGAGACCAAGGAAUCGAAAACCGCUGCAAAAAAACGUAUGCAAAGGCUGUCCGAAGUCAGCAAAAAUGAUAGCGACCUGGUCAAGAAGAUCUGGUUUUCAUUUAGAGAAAUAAGUUAUCGUCAUGCUUGGAUAGCUCCCUUGCUGAUUUUAAUUGCGGUGUACAGCGCCUAUUUCACCUCCGGCAAUACUACAAAGACAAACGUACUUCAUAGGUUUGUUGCCGUAUCAUAUCAAGUCGGCGACACUGACGUAUACGGCAAAGGUAUCAAGGAUCUGUGCUUUGUAUUCUACUACAUGAUCUUUUUCACAUUCUUACGCGAAUUUUUAAUGGACGUAGUUAUCAAGCCCUUCGCAGUCAGCCUGCAUGUCACUUCCAGACAUAGAAUCAAGAGAAUGAUGGAACAAAUUUACGCCAUCUUUUACACCGGCUUUUCCGGACCCUUCGGAUUGUAUUGCAUGUACCAUUCCAAUGUAUGGUUCUUCGACACAAAGGCAAUGUACAGAACUUAUCCAGACUUUACAAAUCCCUUUUUAUUCAAGGUCUUUUAUUUGGGCCAAGCUGCAUUUUGGGCUCAACAAGCUUGUAUCCUUGUGUUGCAACUGGAAAAACCAAGAAAAGACCAUAAUGAAUUGACUUUCCAUCAUAUUGUUACUUUGCUAUUGAUUUGGUCUUCUUACGUCUUCCACUUCACUAAAAUGGGGUUGCCAAUCUAUAUUACAAUGGACCUUUCCGAUUUUCUUUUGUCCUUGUCCAAAACUCUAAACUAUUUGGAUUCUGUUUUUGCUCCUUUCUCUUUUUGCAUUUUUGUCGUUUCAUGGAUUUACUUGCGUCAUUACAUCAAUUUAAAGAUCCUGUGGUCCGUUUUAACGCAAUUCCGUACAGAAGGUAAUUACGUCCUUAAUUUUGCUACUCAGCAGUACAAAUGUUGGAUUUCUUUACCAAUUGUGUUUGUAUUGAUAGGCGCUUUACAAUUAGUCAAUCUUUAUUGGUUGUUCUUAAUUUUCAGAGUUCUAUACAGGAUUCUUUGGAGAGGUGUUCUAAUAGAUGAUAGAAGUGAUAGUGAGUCAGAAGAAGAAAGUGAUGAAAGUGCCACUACACCAACUGACUCUACCCCAACGAAAAAAGUUAUUUAA